Molecule: messenger RNA, 966 nt
Organism: Trichophyton benhamiae CBS 112371
Lineage: Eukaryota; Fungi; Ascomycota; Eurotiomycetes; Onygenales; Arthrodermataceae
Exons: 1
Coding region: 1-966 (321 amino acids)
Source: RefSeq, a predicted model, not a curated record
AUGUCUCGCUUCAAAAACGAAUCCGCCAUCCCCCUCUCCCUCGAAACCCUCUGGUUCACCCACUCACCUCCCACAUUCCCCUAUCCCGCCCUACGCCAGCUCGGCACAAUCCUCAACGCAAACUAUGCCUGGGAAAGCACACCCAGCCUCACCCCCGGCAUCGGCACAGAACACAUCUUCAUCGGCGCCGUAGCUUGGGCCGAAGACUCGGCCUCGCCCACCCACCCCCCUGGGCCCAGCGGCAUAAUAACCAAGAUCCGAGUCCGCUGGUUCUCCACCUCACCCUCCUCCGCGACGGCAGAAGUAAAAAACAUCUUCCCCACUACCACCACCACCCACUCCGCCAGACAGGAAGUAACCGACACAGACCUCCAGCUGGCAUCAGACUGGUACGCCCCUAAUAUCCUAGCAUAUGUCAAAUCACACGUCGGACUCACGAUUGGCGACGGCGAGUGUUGGACCCUAGCGUACAAGGCGCUGCAGCACGCUGGCCAAAAGGCAUUGCGUGAAGGCAGGGAACCGCCUAUGUUAAGCACGGGGCGCGUCCACGGGUGCUUGAUUUUCGAAUGGACUGCUUGCGCAGAGUAUCCUAUCACGUACAGCAGCGGGAUACUUGGACAUGUUCCCACGGGUAUACGAGCAGGCGAUAUACUUGAGUUAAACGACGGGCGGUUCAGAACUAGAUAUACCGCGCUAGCUGGGCUGGGCCUGGUGGGUACGCAGCAUGAAGAGAAUGUUCGGUUCAGCGCUCAUACGGCUGUUAUUGUUGCGGUGAAGAUGGAGGAUAGCACGUUGGGUGUUGUUGAGCAGAAUGGUCGGGCGCGCUGCGUGGUGGCGGAGAACGAGUAUAAUUUGUCUAAUAUGGUUAGUGGUGUGGUGAGGAUAUAUCGACCUAUUGGUGUCUCGUUGGUUAUGGGUUCGAAUUUGCAUGAUGUUUCUCUCGUGGGCGUGUGUGAUGAGUGGUAG